UCCGGGUUCAAUGAAAUAGCACGGAUAAACGAGGUUCGUUUGUGUGUUGUAAACUUUUUCCGACGUCGGACGCGUUUUGUUGUGUUGCUGUUUGUACAAAUUUUGCAGCAUCUUUUCUGCCGUAAUAGCAGGUUGCAGAUUGCACAGACAGUGGAGUGGAAAUUGUGAAAAAGACGUGUCCGCUUUAGAUCAGGAGGCUGGGACUAAAAUUCACCCGUGUGUGUCGAUUAAACCGCGACACCGGGUGGUUCAGCUGCUUGCUGUGGCAUCCGGAUAGUGGAUGGAAAAAUGUGCCAGCGAGCAAUGCUGAUGUUGCCAGAACGCAUCGUGCCACAGAUAAUUCUUCCAGCCAGCACUACCGUACCUCAGCAACAGCAGCCAACGGUCCGUUCCUCCGUCCAUGACCAGGUACGAUCGGUACAGCUUGUCGUCGGACCAGCAACAGAAACAGCGGGAACAUUCACCACCCGCAGCAGAGCAGUGUCAGAACCGGGACGUAGUCGCCGUUGGAUGCACCGCAAUGACUGACGAGGAAUUGUUGCUGCUUGAGCGUGCCAACGCCGAGCGGGAUGAGAUAUUCCUGCGCUACGACCAGGGACGCAAAUGUGACAGUAUCGAUGCCUGGGAGGAUCCACUGUUCGAGAUUUACACGCACUCGGACCGAUACGGCUUUCUGCAUCCCGUUGCACCGAAACAGUCGAAGGAGACGGAACAGAUACAGCACAAGAUCGAGAUGGAGCGUGUAAAGAAGUGGGUAAAGAUGCACAAAAAUUGGUCCAGCACGGCUACGAAGGAAAAUCUUCGCCGGCGCGUCAUGAAGGGCAUCCCGGAUCGGAUGCGGUCGGCGAUCUGGCGCAAGCUGCUUGAUCUUGAUCUACACAUAGCGAAAAACUUGGGCGUGUACGAGCGGAUGCUGCAAUGUGCGCGGCAGCACAGCCCAGACAUACGGCAGAUCGAUUUCGAUGUGAACCGCCAGUUCCGGAACCAUCUGUUCUAUCGCGAUCGGUACAGUAUGAAGCAACAAAGUUUGUUUCGUGUACUGGCCGCGUACAGUAUGUACAAUACGGAAGUUGGCUACUGUCAGGGUAUGUCGACUGUGGCCGCGGUAUUGCUGAUGUACUUCGACGAGGAGGAUACAUUCUGGGCGUUGGACGUGCUGAUGACCAACCCGCGUUACGCUAUGCACGGUCUGUACAUUGUGGGGUUCCCGAAGUUGAUGCGCUUUUUGGCGCAUCAUGAUAAAAUUCUCACCAGGUGUUUGCCCAAGCUGAAGAAACACCUGGACAAGCACGAGGUACACUCUGUGCUGUAUUCAUUGAAAUGGUUUUUUGUUAUCUUCAUCGAACGGAUACCUUUUAGUCUCUGUUUGCGUGUGUGGGAUAUUUACAUGAUGUUUGGCGAACGUGUACUUACGGCAAUGUCGUACACUAUACUGAAAAUUCAUAAAACGAAACUUGUUCGAAUGAAAGACAUGGACCAGGUGACGGAUUUCUUGCAGACAUCGUUACACAAACAGUUCGGCUAUGACGAUGAUUAUGUGAUAAAGGUUCUUCAGAAUUCGAUGGACGAGCUGAAGAAGCUAAAGCUGCUUAAUAUGCCACCUGCUUCCGCUAACGAGCUUCCCACUUUGCCAAGGGGACAGACGGUGGAACUAUCUGCUAAGGCGAAGAUCGGCCACCGUAAUGAACAGUUUUCGGAUCGCGAAAUAGCACUGAAAGAAACAGUGCUGUAUCGCAGCGAAUCGAAAAACGAAGAGGAGAACGAACAGUACAAUAAUGGGGAGGUGGUCAGGGAUCGUGCCGCUAUUACGGGUACGGAAGAGGAUGAUGAUGAACGGACGGAGAAAGAUUAUGAUGAUAUUACGGAAGACACCGUGAGCCAACUGCAUACAGUUUCGGACAUGGAUGGUGGAAGCAUAACGAAGCAUUCGUUGACCGGAACAUCCGUAACCUCAACUAACGACAUCAGCCUAACGUCGUACGACCGUACCUGUGAUAUAUUCCGGUUGCAAACAUCGGGACAGCAUCAAAGUAGUCGCGAUCUGCCACCCGCCGGCACAACAUCGGCCGUCCUUAUGUUCGAUCAGUUGGCCGCUCAGCUGUCGGACGAAGAGCUUUCCUCGUACGGAGCAGCAGUCGAGCUAAUGCUGGACGAUGAAGGUGUGCUUGAUGAGGCUGAAACUAAUCGACCAGUGAUGAUGAUGGUCGACAAAGAGGGGGGAGAUAAUUCGUCCACAGGUCCGGAAGAGUUGGUGGAAGAGUUGGCACCAACGUUGGUUCAAUCGUUAACUGAUCCUGUACUCAACGGUUCAACUCACCCGGCAGACCAGCAAACCAUUGACGAGGAAGAUGAAGACGAACUAACCGAAAAGCAGCUAUCGUGCUAAUCAUGCUGCCCGAAUGUGGGCCAAAAUCAGAGUAAUGAACUGCGGCAAACCCAACCGUAAUAAUGCUCACUGCCGAAAAACUGCUGCAGGAAAGAAAUGUAUUCUUCUUACUUUUAACCAGGUUUAAGGUGAAAACUGUGUAAGAUAACUAUACCCCAGUAGUACGACCAGCGUUUGUAGUGGUGAAUUUCGGAAUGUUUCCAACUUUACACGGUGUGAAUAAAGCGUACAUUUGUGAAUGAAAAUGUGAA
Anopheles funestus (African malaria mosquito) is the source of this 2637-nucleotide messenger RNA. It is a transcript of the gene RN-tre, whose product is annotated as USP6 N-terminal-like protein. Bases 401 to 2386 code for a protein of 661 amino acids. The transcript has 6 exons. The record is from RefSeq and is a predicted model, not a curated record. Lineage: Eukaryota; Metazoa; Arthropoda; Insecta; Diptera; Culicidae.